This is a messenger RNA of Schistocerca cancellata (South American locust), 567 nucleotides long. RefSeq lists its product as uncharacterized. The coding region runs from base 1 to 567 and encodes 188 amino acids. The transcript is spliced from 2 exons. Lineage: Eukaryota; Metazoa; Arthropoda; Insecta; Orthoptera; Acrididae. The record is from RefSeq and is a predicted model, not a curated record.
AUGGCCGGUGGCGGGGGUGGGGGGCGCCGCGUGGGCGAGACCGUGAAUGGCGAGCCGCGUGGGCGGCGGAGGCGGCGGCGACGCAGCCGGGCCGCGCCGGCCUCAGUGCCCCUCCUGCCCCUGCCGCCCGCGACACGCACGCACCGCCGCAGCCGCACGCGACGCCACGGCACGCAGCACGCAGCACGCAGCACGCGCCGGUCUGCUGCAGGCACGCGGGCGCCGGCCGCGCCGCGCCGCGACCCGCCGGAGUGUGCCGCAGUGCACGUAUUUUCACACGAAUGGAUAACGCCUGGAAAACAGUCAGAGCGCUUUAACCGCGCUGAGCGCUGGCGCCGUGUUCCACUGCGGGCCGCGCAGUGCGGGGCCCAGACCGGCGGCGCCCCGCGCCACGGUACGGUGUCAGCUGCCGGCUCCCGGCUGUCCGGCUGCGCCGUAAUUACGCGAGGCCCGCGGCAGUCGGACGCAGCCCUAACGUGCCGCCGACGGAAUUUGCCCACUAACUCCGGCGCCCCGGGCAGCUGCGUCUGUGCUGCCCCCAAAAUGUUCCAGCGGCUUGCCUUGUAG